Equus caballus (horse) is the source of this 942-nucleotide messenger RNA. NCBI's taxonomy places the organism in Eukaryota, Metazoa, Chordata, Mammalia, Perissodactyla, Equidae. The record is from RefSeq and is a predicted model, not a curated record.
AUGGCAAAAGGCAAUCAUUCAGCAAUCACUGAGUUCAUCCUCUUGGGCCUCACAGGUAAUCCCAAGCUUCAAGCCAUUCUCUUUUGUGUAUUUUUACUGAUUUACUUAGUUACUGCUUUGGGUAAUCUUGGUUUGAUUGUGCUAAUACAAAUCAGUUCUCAGCUUCAGACCCCCAUGUACUUUUUCCUCUGUCAUCUGGCUUUCAUUGAUUUUUUUGGUACCUCUGCAAUCACUCCAAACACCCUGGUGAAUUCUUUACGUGAAAUUAAAAGUACGUCAUUUUAUGCAUGUGCCACUCAAGUGUGUUGCUUUAUCACAUUUUCAGUUUGGGAAUUAUUAAUGCUCUCCAUCAUGGCCUAUGAUCGGUAUGUGGCCAUCUGCAAGCCUUUACUCUAUGUAGUUCUCAUGCCUAAGAAACUCUGCAUUCAAAUGGUCACUAGCUGUUACAUUUAUGGAUUUACUGUGGGACUCAUACAGGCAGUGGCUACAUUCCACAUGUCUUUCUGUGACUCUAAUGUGGUCAACCAGUUCUACUGUGAUGAUGUUCCCUUGAUUGCUCUGGCCUGUUCUGAUACUCGAGUCAAAGAGUUGAUGUUGUUAACUAUUGCUGGGUUUAAUGUUUUUUGUUCUCUUAUUACUGUUCUCAUAUCCUAUGUAUUCAUUGUCUUUACCAUCUUAAGAAUCCAUUCUGCUGUAGGAAGACAGAAAGCCUUUUCUACCUGUGCUUCUCACCUGUUUUCUAUUACUAUAUAUUAUGGGACCCUCAGUUUUAUGUACUUGCAGCCCAAGUCAAAACACUCGCUAGACAAAGACAAAUUUGCCUCAGUGUUCUACGCAGUGGUGAUUCCCAUGCUAAACCCAUUGAUCUACAGUUUGAGGAAUCAGGAGGUAAAAAACGCUUUGAAAAAAAUUACUGAAAAGUUGUAUUCUAGUAAUCGAUAA